Molecule: messenger RNA, 543 nt
Organism: Plasmodium inui San Antonio 1
Lineage: Eukaryota; Apicomplexa; Aconoidasida; Haemosporida; Plasmodiidae
Product: RNA 3'-terminal phosphate cyclase-like protein
Exons: 1
Coding region: 1-543 (180 amino acids)
Biological process (GO): endonucleolytic cleavage of tricistronic rRNA transcript (SSU-rRNA, 5.8S rRNA, LSU-rRNA)
Cellular component (GO): nucleolus
Molecular function (GO): RNA endonuclease activity
Source: RefSeq, a predicted model, not a curated record
AUGGAGGACGGAGAAAUGGAGGACGGAGAAAUGGAGGACGGAGAAAUGGAGGACGGAGAAGUGGAGGACGGAGAAAUGGAGGACGGGGCAACGGAGGACCAAGCAACAGAUGACGAAGUAACGGAUGACGAAGCAACGGACGACGAAGCAACGGACGACGAAGGAACAAAGAAACCCCAGAGGAAGCAUCGCAGCGCCGAGGAGGACAAACAAAAUAAAACCCUCCACGAUGCAGACAUAUACGAGCGCCUGGGAUUUUUUAUAGCCCUUAAGAUGAUGAACGAAAUAAAAGGGCUUCCCUCCGUCGAUUCCAACUACCAGUGGCUGCCCUUGUUGUACAUGGCCUUGGGAAAUGACUUGGCCGUUUCGAAAAUUUCCUUGAGCAUUGUAAAACCGUAUUCCAUUGCGCUCAUUAGAUUGCUGAGGGACUUUUUCAGCGUUGUCUUUGACAUUAAGAAAGUGGAGAACUCUCCAAUGGAUCACUCCUACGUGAUCAAGUGUGUGGGAAUAGGCUAUCGCAACAUUUCGAAGAAGACCUUUUAG